Molecule: messenger RNA, 1374 nt
Organism: Fusarium oxysporum Fo47
Lineage: Eukaryota; Fungi; Ascomycota; Sordariomycetes; Hypocreales; Nectriaceae
Product: transcription factor domain-containing protein
Exons: 4
Coding region: 1-1374 (457 amino acids)
Biological process (GO): DNA-templated transcription
Cellular component (GO): nucleus
Molecular function (GO): DNA binding; zinc ion binding
Source: RefSeq, a predicted model, not a curated record
AUGACUUCAUCUGGACCCCCGCUUGCCGUAGAUACAGCACCUGCGAACGGCUGCAGAAGUGGUUUGACUCCAUCAGAUGUGAGAAUCGACGAGGCUCAAUCUCUUAAUCCGUCCCCAGACAGCAACACUCAAACAAAUCUUCAACUACUAGAGAAGUUUCUACAGCCUCACUGCUCGAUCCUGGUGGAAAUCCAGGUUUCUCCUGCUCUAUUAUGUUGCUCAUAUGCAUCAGCCCUGACUUUCUGGAAAACCAACCCUGUUCUCUCAAAAGAGCGCCAACCCGACCAGAGGUUCAUCUGGAAUUUGGCAAAGGAAGCAUUGUUCUCUGAACUUCGACUCUGUCCUAGUAUCCACACCAUUGCCGCCAUACUAUUCAAUGUUGGCGGAAGGCCAUCAACGCUACCCUUUAAUAAUACUGGCCAGCUUGGCUUUGCUGUUAGUAUUGCGUUCUCUAUGGGCCUGAAUAGAGAUCCUUCUGCAUGGGACAUUCCGGAAGAGGAAAAGAACUUGCGCAAGAUGGUAUGGUGGGCUCUUUUGAUACAUGAUACAUGGACAAGUUUCUCUUGUGGAACUCCGCCGCGUAUACAAGCUUAUCAGAAUACCUUGUCACUUCCAGAUCUCAAGUCUCUUUCCAUGAUUGAACCACCUAAACAGUGUAAAGCAGAGAUCUACACGGCAUUAUUCAGCCUCACUGAAAUUCUCUCCUACUAUCUUGAUGUCACACAACGAUCUCAUAAGUCGAGUUCCGACACCGUCUUGCUAGAGAACAGGGUGGACGCCUGGUCGGAGUCAACCACUGGGCGAAUACGACGCAUCAUUCUCCGAGGACUCGAAAUGGACACACCAGGAGCUUCUAACUUGCGCCUAGCUUUUCUCUCUGUUCAGUUUCUCCAUUGCAGAAUCUCACUUGAAGUAUCGAGGGCUGUCGUCGACGAGAUAUCAUGUGGUCAAUUUCGACAUGAAUAUUUCGCUGGUCGCCGCGCAGCCGAGGAUAUUAUUGUGUAUUUGCAGGAGCUCAGUUCUCAACAGCUCCAAUGCUUCUGGAUGCCAGAAUUGUCAUCAACUUUUUGCUUUGUCACAUCUUUCCUAUUUCGAGGUGCGAUAGAGUGGGAACUUGCGUGGUCUGAGCCAUCCGAAAAUAGCGCUCUCAGUUUGCUGCGAACGUUGAUCAACACGCUUCGGACCCAUAAGCAAGAUAAUGAUUGGGAUAUUGGGGAUAACUGUCUAGAACAGUUUUCUGAGCUUUUAGAUUCUGGAAAUGUGUUGGAUAUGAGCAUCGGCUUUGGAGAUAUUGACUUUGACGAACUUGCGAUACUUCUUGCAGAGGAUGGGCCUCAAGAAACUACUAUGUUUCCUUUUGCCUCAGACUCAUAG